AGGAUUCGGACUUGGAAUUUAUAUGAUGUGGCUGCACUGCGCUGUAGCGGGAGCGCAGACCAGGGACUGCAUUGUCCCUGCUUAAGUCCCCAAUAAAAAGUGACAAAAGGUUCAGCACGAUUAAUAACAAAAGUGCAAAAAAAAUGAUAACAGUGCAACUUGUCAUCUAAGCCUUAACAAUCAGCGUUCACCCAUCCCUCCAUCGCUAGCAAACCACUCCUGGGCCGGAAGCCCAGAACUCCAGGGAGUUACUGUUUGGGAGCAGGGUUACUGUCGCGCGCUCGGCCCUAGAAGGAAGGAAACAAACAAACAAACUAGAUACAAAUUUAAAAAGCUGAAGGCCCGCCCAAAAUACCCUAGUGCCACGCUUACAAGAAAGAAGUCCCGGUCUCAACCCUACACUCGCCGGAAGGACGCAGGGGGUCGGGGCUCCCCGCCUUCCGCCCCCGCGCCGGCGGGAGCUGAGCAGGUGCGCGCGCCAGGAGGACGCACCCAAGGCGCACGCUCCGCUCCUUCCCCCGGAGAAGCGCGAGGGACCCCAGCGCGCAGGCGUCAACCCGCCAACGCCGCCGCCACCUCCCGCCAAAAGCGCCUGCGCAGAAGCACUGGGCCGGGAGGAGGGGCGGAGGUAGGAGUGGAGAGGAGCGCGCCCAAAUCCUAGAGAGGCGGGCCGAGGAGGGCUCGUCUUCCGGAAAGCCUGCGUUCCCAGACGACCGGAGGUGCCGCUCACCAGCCUCCCGCCCAGGAGAUGGCCGCAGAAAGCCGGCUGCCCUGUGUCCGCAUCGGAGAUCCUCAGAGAGGGGCCCGCGCCGCCUUGAGGAUGAAAACGGGACUCGCCGGAGGCCGGUUCCCACCGCCGCCGAGGGAAGCUGGGCGCGUGGGCGCAUGCGUGGUAGGCUCCCUCCACGUGUGGCUGGGCCGCGGCCUCCCCGCGCUCCGAGGCCCCGCCCAGGCCCCGCCCCCGGCCUCAGCAUCCUUCCGGGCGCGGAGAGCCGGCCCGGAGGAGGGCGGGGCGGCCUCGCGGCUGGCCCCGCCUCCGAAGCCUCCCAUUGGACUCGGGCGAGGGCGUCCCCUCCCACCGCCUUCCAAUUGGGACGCGCGUGCGAGCGGCGCGUCCCAUUGGGCGGUGAGGAUUUGGGCACCAAAUUCAAAGAUUUUAAAAGUACCAGCCGGCGCCUUUUAGGAGGCAGAGCUCGGUGCGGCCGCAGCCCGCCCCUCUCGUGCGCCAGCAGGUCGCUCACCUGAGGAGGACCCACCCGGCUCGCACUGCCAUGAGCCGGCGCGCCUGCAGCUGCUCCCCCUCCAGCUCCUGCUCCAGCUCCUGCAGCUGCAGCGCGGUGACAGCUCCCAGGCGCCCCGCUUCCUUGAAUAGUUGCAGAGAAACUUCUCUUUCUAUCAAAAUGAAGUGUGAUUUUAACCAUAACCACGUUCAUUCUGGAGUUAAGCCGGUAAAACCUGAUGACAGUGGAAGGCUAGGUUCCUACACUUCUCCAUGUCUGAAAAGUUCUAAUAAAGACUGCAUUAAAGACUAUGAAAAGCUAUCAGAUAUCGGGUCACCGAUUGUGAGCCCCAGGAUUGUAGAACUUGAAACUGAGAACAAGCCCUUGCAUAACAAGGAAAAUCAACAUGUGCAACAAACACUUACUAGUUCAAAUGAAAUAGAAGAACUAGAAACCAGUGGACCUUACGAAGACAGUGGCUAUUUUUCAUUUUCCCAAAAGAGUGUCCUGGGUGAACAGGAAGAAGCUAGCCUUUCCCUGGAAGAAAAUUGCAAUGACAGUCCACAGUUUUGCCUACCUCAGACUCAAAGCCCAGGCCAAUAUCCCAACAAAAACUUAAUGCCAGCUCUUCAUUUCGCAAAAGUGGUUUGUUCAACAUUAAAAAAGAAUGCCAGACGAAAUCAUAAAGUAGAUUGGGAGAAGCUAAAGGAGUAUAAUGUAGAUUUUAGGCUACAGACUAUAAUUGGCAGAAAAAUGGGCCUAGAAUAUGUAGAUAUUCUCAGUGAACUCUUUCGAAGGGGACUCAGACAUCUCUUAGCAAAUAUUUUAACACAGCUCAGCGAUAUGGACUUAAUCAAUGUGUCUAAAGUGAGCAUAACUUGGAAGAAGAUUCUAGAAGAUGAUAAGCGGGCAUUGCAGCUGUACAAUAAAGCAAUACAAAGAAUUACUGAAAAGAACGUUAAGUUUUCAUCACAUGCUUCAACCAGAGAACAUGUUAUGUGUAGAACUGCAUUGGCCUCUGUUCAGAAAUCAGCAAGCCAAACUCCUCUCAAAAAUGAUCCUCGAGACAAGUUAUCUGAUCCAGCUGAUCAGAAAGGUUCUACUUAUAGUUGGCACAAAGAAUUCUCUGAGGUUGCCACGACUUUGAAGAAUAAUGAAAGCCUCAAAGCCUGUAUUCGCUGUAACUCACCUGCAAAAUAUGAUUGCUAUUUGCAAAGGGCAGUCUGCAAACGAGAAGGCUGUGGGUUUGAUUACUGUACCAGAUGUCUGUGUGAUUAUCAUACCACCAAAGACUGUUUGAAUGGCAAGCCUCUAAAAGCCAAUUAUAAAAUGUGUCCUCUGCCUGGUACUGUGAAAAGCAAGAAGAACUUACGACGAUUGUGAUAUCUUAUUAAUAUCUGUUAUAGCCGAUCAUGAAGGUUAGUCAGAAAAGUUAGGUUUUAAUCUUAAAAAUUAAGAAUAUAUAUUGUGAUUUUCAGUCUAAUGUUGAAAUGACUAUCCUGCAAGGGAUUUCUGCCCUCCUUCUAAGUAGAGGAUGUAAACCUCUUAAAAUAUUUUAAAAUUUAAUGUGAAAAAGUUCAAAGUUCUCAGUAUAAAUCAGGAAAUUUAAAUAUUUU
Pipistrellus kuhlii (Kuhl's pipistrelle) is the source of this 2836-nucleotide messenger RNA. It is a transcript of the gene FBXO5, whose product is annotated as F-box protein 5. Gene Ontology annotation, biological process: negative regulation of meiotic nuclear division; regulation of mitotic nuclear division. Lineage: Eukaryota; Metazoa; Chordata; Mammalia; Chiroptera; Vespertilionidae. Gene Ontology annotation, cellular component: nucleus. Gene Ontology annotation, molecular function: protein binding. The coding region runs from base 1272 to 2603 and encodes 443 amino acids. The transcript is spliced from 5 exons. The record is from RefSeq and is a predicted model, not a curated record.